This is a messenger RNA of Cyclocybe aegerita, 426 nucleotides long. The record is from the annotation of a GenBank genome assembly. NCBI's taxonomy places the organism in Eukaryota, Fungi, Basidiomycota, Agaricomycetes, Agaricales, Hemipholiotaceae.
AUGAUUGGAGAUCGGGUGACGCUGAUUAUGUGCCAGCCCGAAAUAAUGCUCGCCUCAACUACCACCUCGGCCCCCCAUUCUUCAAGAUCGAUAUAUACGAUAUCCCCAGCUGUUGACUUGACAAAGGCGGGGAUGGGCGAAGUAGGAGCGACGUGGAUAGUUGGAGUUCAUGCAGGAAGUCGUGUCUAUAGCUCGUGUUCCCGUGUUCGACCUCCAUUCAAACCUCCUGCAAAUUCCUCCGCCCGCCUUCUUUCGCGACACACAAAUAUCCUCGACGACAUUCUCCGCUUGACCUCAGACCUCUUCGAAGGCGAUCGCACGAUCCGCCGCAUCCAACCUUCGUCCAACACAUCCGCAGCCCUCCCUCGUUGCUUGUCUCAGUCACCUAAUAUUCGGUGCCAUCAGCGGUUCUGUCAUAAACUUUAG